Messenger RNA from Pecten maximus, 4535 nucleotides. RefSeq lists its product as uncharacterized. The transcript has 10 exons. The record is from RefSeq and is a predicted model, not a curated record. NCBI's taxonomy places the organism in Eukaryota, Metazoa, Mollusca, Bivalvia, Pectinida, Pectinidae. Bases 505 to 2412 code for a protein of 635 amino acids.
CAGGAUUACGCACUGACAGAAGCUGCAACUAAGGGCUAUACAGAAAUAGUCAGACUACUCCUAGACAAAGGCGCCAAACCUGACAAGGAUUACGCACUGACAGAAGCUGCAACUAAGGGCAAUACAGAAAUAGUCAAACUACUCCUAGACAAAGGCGCCCAACCCGACAAGGGUGAUGCACUGACAGAAGCUGCAACUAAUGGCCAUACUGAAAUAAUCAGACUACUCCUAGACGGAGGGGCCCAACCUGAUAAGGGUGAUGCGCUGAAAAAAGCUGCAUCUUUUGGCUUUACUGAAAUAGUCAGACUACUCCUUGACAAAGGCGCCCAACCUGAAAAGGGUGAUCCACUGAAAGAAGCUGCAACUUUUGGCCAUACUGAAAUAGUCAGACUACUCCUGGACAAAGGCGCCCAACCUGAUAAGGGUGGAGCGUUGGAAAGAGCAGUAUCGUAUGGCUACACGGCAAUAGUGGGAUUACUACUAGACAAAGGUGCCCAACCAGAUAUGGAUGUGAUUGAAAAGGCAAGAUCUUGUGGUCAUACUGAAAUAGUCGAACUACUUCUGGACAAAGACAGAUCGAUUGGAGGAACUGAAAUGAAGAUUAGCCUGUCGACGUCGGAUACCCCAGACUCUUCAAUACGAAGUGAUGAUGACGAUGGAGAUGAUGAAUGGCUCAUCGAAAUCGUGAAGAAGAGAUACAUCGAAAAGUUUGAAACUUUGGAAAAGAAGUUUUUGAAAGCAGAAAUAAAGAUGCUUUCUUCCGAAAGCAUUCUUCAUAUUGUGGCUGUGUUUGGCUCAUUAGAAAUGAUCGAAUGUAUGACGAAAUGGAAGGGAAUUGAAUGGGAUGAAGAAAGAGAGAUCCACGAACACAUAUUCGGUGAAGCUUUGAAGGGAUUAACAGUCAGUAAUGCCACGGCGUUAUAUUUAGCGACAUUGAUGGAGAGAACGGAGAUGGUACGCUUGCUCAUCAAAUAUUCUGGAGAAGACAACAUCAAAUGCUGCUUUCGAAGCUUACACCUCAGUGACGAAAUGGAAGAGAUAUACAUGCUGGAUCAAGCCGAAAAAUUGAAAACCAAACAUUCUGAUCUUCGACCCGCCGUCAUUCCAGGACAUCGCGUGGGAAAAGAUGGACAACGCUCUCGGGCUUUCAUUGUAUAUUCAAUACAUGAACAUGAGGCUUCAGGCUAUGAACUUGGUGAUGGCCUCGGUUUGGUUAUGGUUCGAAAUCCGUACAUUUAUAAGAAAGAGAGGAAAUUGAACGAAGAUAGAAGGAAGACGGUUUCAAACGAAGACGUAAAACGAGCUGAAAAGGCUCUAUCACUUCAUCAGAAGACUCUUUGGGCGAACCAUAGUAACUUAAACAUUAUAAACGUCAGUCCUGUUGUGUACCGGAACAACGGAGACGACAUCAUCGAAAAGACAUGCAUCGCACUAUAUUGUAGUACAAAGGGCGUAGUGCCACUCGGGGAACCAGAGUUCCCUAAACAGUUAGAGUUAGAAGAGGGUGACUUUAUUGAUGUUGAUGUACACGAAGGUUAUUUCAAACGGGGCGGUUAUAAUUCGCUGCCAAGUAAUAACUUUCAUCCAAAUCUGAAAAUGGGCUGCAAUAUCGGAAGAUCGCGAUCGACCCCAGAGUAUAAUUCGCAAGGUGGUACUCGUCCAUACAUUGCUGGCACACAUGGUCCAUUUGUGAAGUUUAAUAACAAGAUUGGAUUUCUCACCUGCGCCCACGUGUUGUUUAUUGUUCCAGUGAAACAACCGUUUUUGGAUUUCCAUCACAACGGUAACAAUCCAGUUGAAGUCGUACAACCUUCGGUUGACUCAACAGUUUUUCAAGGCUCCCCGUGUGGUCAUGUACACAGAGCCAUUUUCAAUCCACAGUUGGAUCCAAGUAUUGAUGUCGCUGUCGUUGAAUUAACUGAUUCAAGUAGGAUACCCACUGCUGGUCAAUUCGCUAACGCCAGCCACAAUAGUUACAGAGAUGCAGGGUUUGAGGAACUUCCCGAGUAUAACAGUGGAUAUGUCCUUAAAGAUUUAAAGAAUGUCUGUACAACACAUAUCGUAUAUAAAUUUGGAAGCUCCAGUGACGUCACAAAAGGGCAAUUGGAAGUAAAUGGAAUUAAUGUAAGACCACUCACCACAACACUUGGUCUACCCAGAUGUACAGAAAGGAUCGAAAUGAAAAACCAGUAUGGUGUCCGUGGUACCCAAACACCAAUGUCGUUUUUCAUAGGUGGAGACUCGGGUUCAUCGGUGUUCAUGAAGUCAGAAAAGGGAGAUUUGGUACUAAUAGGAAUGGCGAUCGGAAAUGCGUAUGUAGAUACCAACCCAUUUCCGUUAGCAGUUGUUACACCUAUCGGUGCAAUAUUGAAUGCUCUAGGCCCACAGUACUCCAUAGCAUCAUUUCCCUAAGUACAUAUCUACACAGUAAUCAUCACUGAAGAAUAUUGCCUUCAACACUUUUAAUUAUUAACAUAUGUUUUUCAGCGUGGCAACUGUUUUUGUUGUUACACGCCUUGUAUAAGAACAUCUGUAUACCUUUAACGUUUUGUUUUGACUAUUAUUCUGGGAACUUGAGAUGCCAACAAUUUCCAUUGAUGUAGCCGUUUGUUUCAAGUCCGAAAAGUAUAUGUGUCAUCGUAGUCAUAUUUAACUGAGCCAUGAAUGAAAGAUACCUCGUGGUAGUGAGAGGCACCUAUUAACAUCAUUGGUUAUUUAUUUUUUGUGUUAUUUGUGUGAUAAUCAUAUAUUAUAAUAUAUAGUAUAUAUUGUAAUGCUAUUAUUCGUUUUAAAGUUAUCAAUAAUUUAUUUCUAAAUAUAUCAACACUUUGUUUACCUAGUAAUACCAGGUCACACCUCCCCAUGGAUGUAUAAGAGAUUAAUAUGACAAUGGUGGCUAUAUUGAUGUUUCUACCAAAUAUGAUAAAUUGAGCUAUUCCCUAAGUCCUUUGGCUACUAUGUAUACUUUGUUAUUAUCUUGUAUUUGAUACCAGAAUAUUACUCCAUACAAUUUUAUUGUGGUCGCCUUUCCUCAGGCGUCGUUCGUCAAGGGUCUUGCGGUGUGCAUCUUAAACAAUUUACAUUUUUAACUUUUCAAUAAUUAGUUAAGUAAGUAAGAGUCAUAUUUGUCCAGGGGGAUGCUUGGAUGAAGAGAUGUCAUAGUUGAUUAAACAAUGACAUUGAACGUAGAUUUGUUACAGAUGUCGCAUAUGUUAAAUCUUUUCAUUAAACAAGAGAUCCAAAGCCAUCUUAAUGGACCAGUUACAUGCUGGAUGAACCACUGAGAGAUACAUGGUCAUAGAUUCAUACAGUGCCAUGUUCAACUGAAUGACUUUCAGUUACCUUCAAGGUCAUACAGAUGAAAUGUGCUAAAUUAUGGAUUUAACAUAAAAAGUACUAACCAGUAUGUCAUACGGAGACAAGUUAUAAUGAUGAAUGCAACAUUGCAAUGAAGUUUUUGAUAAUAAACCUUAAUAAGUGACUUCGAUAACAACGAUAUCCACAUUUUCUAGUAUUCAUUAUAAGUAUUAUGUAUUAGUGAUCAAUGCUAUUAGGAUUUGCGCGUUGUGGUCAUUCGGCAUAGAUACAUUUGAAAUAAGAAAACAUACGGGAAAGCCGUAAAAAGUAUAUUAAAUCAAAUAAACAGUGAGAUUAACAUUUUUUAAUACCUGAUUUAAUGAACCAUUUAUUUUAUAUUUUUAAAAAUAUUUAUCUAUACAAUAUUUGCAAUUUAUUUUUCGUUUGACGUGGAAAUUGUGUAUGAUUUGUAUCAAAUUAAAGCUCAGAAUUUAUUCUACCGGAUAAAUGUUGUUUUUGUAUAGGUUUAAUAGCAUAUAGGAGCACACGGAUACUCGAAAGACAGUAAUCCUGACAUUUACAGUGCAAUGAAGAACCCCCACCUUGGGAAUUCCCGUCUUUUAAACCUCGAAUCCUACGUCAUUCUAUAUUCAGUAGGAGUAUUUAUUUUCGAUUUUCCUGAUCUCACGUGUUUAUGUAACGUAGUGAGAAUGACCAUCUUAAUUUUAAUUAGAUUGGUGAAACACCAGCUGAUUUUACUUAUUUAGUUGUGUGAGUCCUAAACACACUUACGGAAAAUCCGAAAAUGUAUAAUAUCGAACCCUUUUUUCCCCUAAGCAAAUAUGAAGCCUGUAUAAACUACUUCAUAAUGUAUAUACCAAUAAUAGUAUACAUUUUUUUGUUUUAUUUCUCACGCAUAUCAAAAUACAGGAGUUAUCUGCUUAACAAAAUCACACUAGACAUGGUUAUCCUAUUGUGGUCUGUUACUUUUGCGUAAACUUGUUACUUAUAUAAGAAUUAAAACAAUCUAAACAGUUGUUUAUGUGAAAUUUUAAUAAAUGUUUUCAUCAUAUGUUAUCGCUAUCCUUUAUUUAUAUAGAAAAAGUGUCCAAUAUACAAGGAAACAAUUGCCAUAGUAAUUUUACCUUGAUAUCCUAACUGUCUAGAGUCCUUAUACAACAAUGCUUGUAAAGUUGUUUCUUAUUGAAAUUCAUAAUAAAAUCGUAUAUUUUUAUCAA